This is a messenger RNA of Gavialis gangeticus (Gharial), 1858 nucleotides long. It is a transcript of the gene SNX17, whose product is annotated as sorting nexin 17. Gene Ontology annotation, cellular component: early endosome. The transcript is spliced from 15 exons. Lineage: Eukaryota; Metazoa; Chordata; Crocodylia; Gavialidae. Gene Ontology annotation, molecular function: phosphatidylinositol binding. Gene Ontology annotation, biological process: intracellular protein transport; signal transduction. Bases 111 to 1523 code for a protein of 470 amino acids. The record is from RefSeq and is a predicted model, not a curated record.
UGUUGCUAGCAGAUGCUGUUCAGCGUGCUCCCGAGUCACGGCUGGUCUGGAAAGUCUUUCCUUGUCUCCGCGUGACCUGAGCACGUUGUCCUCCCAGAGCGGAAACAGCGAUGGAUCGCUUCUGCCUUGCCUUCCCACUGCUGAUCUUGCUGCCUCUGUCAGCCUAUAACAUCCACGUGAAUGGCGUCCUGCACUGCCGGGUGCGCUACAGCCAGCUGCUGGGCCUGCACGAGCAGCUGCGUAAGGAGUACGGCGCCAAUGUGGUGCCCGCCUUCCCACCCAAAAAGAUCUUCACCCUCACGCCGGCCGAGGUGGAGCAGCGGCGGGAGCAGCUGGAAAAGUACAUGCAGGCGGUGCGGCAGGACCCAUCACUGGGAGGCAGCGAGAUCUUCAAUAGCUUCCUGCGCAAAGCCCAGCAGGAGACGCAGCAGAUCCCAACAGAAGAGGUGCAGCUGCAGGUGCUGCUGUCCAACGGGCAGAAGGUCGAGAUCUCCAUCCUCACCUCAGACCAGACUGAGGAUGUCCUGGAGGCCACAGCCUCCAAGCUGGACCUGCCGGAUGAUCUGGUUGGCUACUUCAGCCUCUUCCUGGUGAGAGAGACCAAGGAUGGAGGCUUCUCCUUUGUGAGGAAGCUGCAGGAGUUUGAGCUGCCCUAUGUGUCCGUCACCAGCCUGCACAACCCUGAGUACAGGAUCAUCCUACGCAAGAGCUACUGGGACUCAGCCUAUGACGACGAUGUCAUGGAGCACCGCGUGGGGCUGAACCUGUUGUAUGCCCAGACCGUCUCAGACAUAGAGCGUGGCUGGAUCCUGGUGAACAAGGAGCAGCACCGGCAGCUCAAGUCGCUGCAGGAGAAGGUCUCCAAAAAGGAGUUCAUCCGGCUGGCACAGACGCUGAAGUACUACGGUUAUCUCAAGUUCGACCCUUGUGUGACCGACUUCCCUGAGCGGGGCUGCCACGUCGUUGUCAGUGCCGGCAACAACGAGCUCAACUUCCAGGUGCGGCUGCCCAGUGAGCAGAUCAAGGAGGGCAGCUUCAAGGUCACCCGCAUGCGCUGCUGGCGUGUCACAUCCUCGUCCUCACAGGUGCCCACAACCAACGGCCCAGCAGGGAGUGGCCCGGGAAAGGCCGAGGUGAAGCUGGAGUUGGCCUUUGAGUACCUGAUGAGCAAGGACCGGCUGCAGUGGGUCACCAUCACCAGCCCCCAGGCCAUCAUGCUGAGCAUCUGCCUGCAGUCCAUGGUGGACGAGCUGAUGGUGAAGAAGUCUGGAGGCAGCAUCCGCAAGAUGUUCCGACGCCGAGUGAAUGGGGGGCUGCGGCGCUCCGACAGCCAGCAGGCCGUGAAAUCACCCCCACUUCUGGACUCUCCGGAUGGCAGCAGGGAGCCCAUAGCCAAGCUCUCAAGCAAGCUCAGUUCCGUCAGCCUCCGAGGGAUCAGCCACUCCAGCUCUGCUGGUGAUGUUGGCAACAACGACUUCCACGGCAACUACGCCUUUGAGGGCAUCGGCGACGAGGACCUGUAGCCACCCGGGGCCAUGGCCACCCCUAGGAAUGUAUGACCUGCCACUGGGUCGCCCUCCAUGUGCCUCUCACCUGGGGACCAUCCUCUGCCCCCCCGGGGACAUGGGGACCUUGUUCCCCUGCCUGCCGCUGCCUUUGGGCGGGGACGGCCUUUCCCUGCUGCUGCUGCUGGCUUCUGAGGGGCCCAGGCAGGGUCAUGGCUGCUCCAUCUCGAGGCAGGGGCAGCAGCAGUAGCAACGAGAGAGGUGUCCCUGGGCGGAGCCAAGCCAGGGCCCCCCUGCCCUGGGCCUGCAGCCCUGGACCAUCGCUUGCACUUAGAGCCAGUCCCCGCACGCUG